CAUCAGCUGCAGGUGGAGACGCUGAAGAAACAGGUGCAGGAGCUCUGGAGCCGGCUGCACGUCAACGGGAAGCUGACGUCUCUGCCGGACGGAGAGAAUAACGGGAACACCGAUCUCCUGUCCGAGUCCAGCUGGGAACAGAUCGAACAACAGGACGCAGAGUGGUUCUCGGAUCACGCGGCGUCCCGCUGCUACGGGUGCGAGAGGACGUUCUGGCUGGCGGCGAGGAAGCAUCACUGCAGCGGCAGAGAGCCGGUUGAGGCCUGGAACUGUGGGAAUGUUUUCUGCACUAGCUGCUGCGACCAGAAGGUGACGGUGUCGAGUCAGAAGCACGUGUGUCAGGCGUGUUACGUUCACCUGCGGCCCUCCGCCGUCCCUCCGGCGCUCCCCCCCGCCGAGCUGGAGCUGGAGAAACCCAUCACCGCCAGCUCCAACUGAACAAACCCACUCGACCGAAACGAGCUUACUCGCUCAGAACGACUGGCUUCUGUGCAACACUAAACCAGAUGUUUAGCAUCUGGGCUCGGAGUCAAAUUUCUUACAAUUCGAAGUUGUUCAAAAGUGCAAUUCAUGGAAAAAAAAUGCAACUGUUUUCUUAAGAACCUCUUAUUUUUUUCUUAAGGGGAGACACUGCGGGGCAAAAGCACUGGGUUUUUUUCACGCACCUGUCAAUUUUCAGAUCUUAUAGUGUUUUUUCAGACUAGCGGAAAGAAAACAUGUUAAGUGUUUCUUUUAUAGCACUUGAUCUAUUUCUGUCAAUACAUAUUUUUAAAGGCCGUUUUCUUAAAAAUGAGUUUUUCUCCCACACGGAGCCAUGAAUCUGCACUUCAGCAGCACUUACACACACCAAGCGUUACAUUUUU
Sinocyclocheilus grahami is the source of this 863-nucleotide messenger RNA. Its product is annotated as myotubularin-related protein 3-like. The annotation marks the transcript as partial. Gene Ontology annotation, molecular function: metal ion binding. Lineage: Eukaryota; Metazoa; Chordata; Actinopteri; Cypriniformes; Cyprinidae. The transcript has 5 exons. The record is from RefSeq and is a predicted model, not a curated record.